CGAUCACGCGCAUUCAUCUUCUUCUUUCUCUCACCUAAUCACAUUUUUGUCUUUAAUGGUGAAAUCGAUCUAAUUCGUCCGUGAGAACUAAAACCAACUCUUCCCCCAAAAACCUUGCUUCAACCAUACUUCACCACUCUUCUCGCGUUCUCUGUAUAUAUGCAUCUAUACUUAGUAGAGAGUUCUCACCGUCGACGACAAUGCUAAAAUGGCUCAAUUUAGACAAUCGGAGAGAUUUAGUGUUCGCGGCGGCGGAGUUGCUUCUUCUGAUCACGUAACGAUCGGGAUCCGAAACGGCGUCGGUGGAGCUAAAGGUAACAACAACCGGUGGAGACGAUCCGUGAGAGCUGAUAAGAUUCGUCGACUUGGAAUUGGUUCUGUUGUGUUUGUUCUUUGUUUUGUGCUUGUUGUUACUCUUCUCGCUUACUAUUAUAUCUCUGGGUUUACUUAUAAUAGCUACGAUGAUAAAGGAUUUGUUGAUUCAUAUGAAGGUGAUUUUUUGACGAAUGUGACUAGAAUUGAUCCUUCGAAAGUGCUUGAGUUUGGUCAAGGUUCAGUGAUUCAUGGACGAGAUUCGAGGUAUUGGGAUAAAGAUGAUAGAAGAAGAGAUGAUGAUUAUAAUGAGGAUGAAGUGAAAAAGGAUGUACAAGUUCACAAUCCUGUGAAAGGGAUUGGUUUGUAUAAUGAAGCUGGAAGGAAUGAGUUAAAGAUGUAUGAAGCUGAGUAUCAAGCUACGCUUGGGAAAGGUGGUCAUGAGAGAAACGGUGUGCAGCGUCAUGAGGGUGUUGAUAUGGAUCGUGAGGAUGAUGAUGGGAUUGAUUCUCAUGAUGGGGAUGAAUAUGUUGAUUCUGGGCAUGAGGAUGAGAAUGAAGAGGCGCGUAAAGAGAAGGUUGGUGAGGUUGUUCAUUUGGUGACUAAGCAAGAGAAUAUAGAGAAGGAUGAUGGAGGUAUUUCAAAAAGGUCACUUGGGGAUUCUUACCUUGUUAGUAAGGGUGGUAAGUCUGGGAAAACAUCACGGUCUGAUACAAAGAGAAGAGGUCGUCGCAGAUCUUCAGGUUCAUGUGAAAUGAAGCUAUUGAAUUCUAGUCAACAAAUAGUGGAGCCCUUGAAUACUCGAAAAUCUGCUAGAUUCUCCUUACAGUAUAUAGAGAAAGAAGAUAAACCUGAUGGAGAAGAACAGUGGGAGCCUAGAUUUGCAGGUCAUCAGAGUUUACAGGAGCGAGAAGAUUCCUUCGUGGCUGAAGACAAGAAAAUUCAUUGUGGCUUUGUCAAAGGCCCCAAAGGAUCUCCAAGCACUGGAUUUGACCUGACAGAAGAUGAUACUAAUUAUAUCAGUAGAUGCCACAUCGCUGUGAUCUCAUGCAUCUUUGGCAAUUCUGAUCGCUUGAGGCCUCCUGCGAACAAAAUGAUAAGUCGGUUGUCAAGAAAAAAUGUAUGCUUCAUUGUGUUUGUGGACGAGAUUACCAUGCAAACACUUUCUGCAGAAGGACAUGCCCCAGACAGAGCAGGAUUCAUUGGUCUCUGGAAGUUGGUUGUCGUGAAGAAUCUUCCUUACGCAGAUAUGCGGAGGGUAGGAAAAAUACCAAAAAUGUUGCCACACCGACUUUUCCCAUCAGCAAGGUACUCAAUCUGGUUGGACAGCAAGUUACGACUUCAGUUAGACCCACUACUAAUUCUGGAGUACUUUCUAUGGCGUAAAGGUCACGAGUAUGCUAUAUCCAAUCACUAUGACCGUCAUUGUUUAUGGGAAGAGGUUGCACAAAACAAGAAGCUGAACAAGUAUAACCAUACUGUUAUUAAUCAACAGUUUCAGUUUUACAAGGCCGAUGGGCUGACCAGAUUCAACGCUUCGGAUCCGUUCAAGCUUCUUCCUAGCAAUGUUCCAGAGGGGUCUUUCAUAGUACGAGCUCAUACUCCCAUGUCGAACCUAUUCUCCUGUCUUUGGUUCAAUGAAGUGGAACGCUUUACUCCCCGAGACCAGCUGAGCUUUGCCUAUACUUACCAGAAACUAAGAAGGAUGAAUCCUGAUAAACCAUUUAAUCUUCACAUGUUCAAGGACUGUGAGAGAAGAAAGAUUGCAAAAUUAUUCCGUCACAGAUCAGACGAGAAGCGAAACCUUAUACAAGCAGCAACACAAUAAACAACUCUAUGUUGUACCGAGCUGUAUCCGUCGUGUAUAGUACUUUGAGGCUCUACUGCUAUAUCCACAGUGUCACUUGGAGAAAAGCCACGUUUUCUUUGCUCCGAUGACUUAGAAACUGCUCUGCAGGAAGAUCCAGAUGUUGUACAUUGGGACCGAGUCUGUUGCUUGUGGCGACAACCAGAGGAGGUAUACGAAAACAAUGUGAGGUGAUUUGUAGAUUUAGGCGGCGUUAAGAGUUUAAAC
Arabidopsis arenosa is the source of this 2386-nucleotide messenger RNA. NCBI's taxonomy places the organism in Eukaryota, Viridiplantae, Streptophyta, Magnoliopsida, Brassicales, Brassicaceae. The record is from the annotation of a GenBank genome assembly.